Molecule: messenger RNA, 612 nt
Organism: Brassica napus (rape)
Lineage: Eukaryota; Viridiplantae; Streptophyta; Magnoliopsida; Brassicales; Brassicaceae
Product: secreted RxLR effector protein 161-like
Exons: 2
Coding region: 1-612 (203 amino acids)
Source: RefSeq, a predicted model, not a curated record
AUGGACCAGGCACACCCCUUACCGUGUCCUAUGGUCGUGAGGUCCUUAGACCUUGAGAAGGAUCCAUUCGGACCUAAGAGACCGGACGAGGAAGCACUCGGACCGGACAUGCCUUACUUAAGUGCCAUUGGGGCCUUAAUGUAUUUAGCUAGUCAUACAAGACCGGACAUAAGCUUUGCCGUGAGUUUACUAUCCAGAUUUGGAUCAUGUCCGACCUUAAGGCAUUGGAAUGGUGUAAAGCAUCUGUUCAGAUAUCUGAAAGGAACAAAAGACCUUGGUUUGUUCUAUACCAACCGGCCAGGAGAGAACAUGGUCGGGUAUGCAGAUGCUGGAUACUUAUCUGAUCCACACCAGGCUAGAUCUCAGACAGGAUAUGUGUUUACACAUAGUGGAGCCGCAAUAUGCUGGCGUUCAACAAAGCAAUCCUUAGUUGCUACAUCGUCCAAUCACGCCGAGAUCAUAGCCAUGUAUGAGGCAAGCCGUGAGCUUGUUUGGUUGAGGAGCAUGACCGGCCAUGUCUUGAAAGAGAGUGGUCUGUCCGUGGGACAAGAGAAAGAGGAGCCAAUGAUCAUCUACGAGGACAAUGCAGCAAGGCAAAGGAGGUUCAAGUAG